UCGCCCCAGCCUGACGAGCCCGAGGAGCAGCAGCAGCAGCAGCAGCAGCAGGAGGAGGAGGAGGCGCAGGCGGGGCCGCCGCUGUCGUCGCCCCGCUUCCCCCCUCGCCCUGCCCGCGUGAGACGCCCAGAUCCGCCGCGGGAACGGAGCCGCCGCCGCCGCCGCCCUCCUCCCGCGCCCUUCCGCCAUUACCGGCCUCCUUUUCCCGCCUCCCCGCCCGCCGCCCCCCUCCCCCGCCGCCGCCGCCCCCCCGGCCGGCCAUGCCGUCUCGGGCAAGGGAAUGAGCCGCAGAGGCCCGGGAUCUCGGCUGAGCGGCUCCUCGUCGUCGUCCGGCGCCAGGCAGCACUACCCCCCGCGGGGCUGGAAUGACUGGCAGCCCAGAACUGAUAGUGCAUCAACUGACCAAGAGAAUUUAAAAUACUCUUCAUCCAGAGACCGGAGUUCUUCCUCCUCCUAUGGAUUACAACCCUCAAAUUCAGCGGCGGUGUCUCGACAUAGACAUGAUGAUAUCCGAGUCCCCGCUGAUGUACAGAAUGAAGAAAAGGGUGGCUACAGCGUCAAUGGAGGAUCUGGGGAAAAUACUUAUGGUCGGAAGUCGUUGGGGCAAGAGCUGAGAGUUAACAAUGUGAACAAUCCUGAUUUUACCACUGUUCAGCAUGGGAAUCGUGCUUUAGGCGCAAAAGACAUGAGGAAAACACAAGAGCGAUCAUUGUCUUACUCUGAUGAGUCUCGACUGUCAAAUCUUCUUCGGAGGAUUACUCGGGAAGACGACAGAGAUCGAAGACUGGCUACUGUAAAGCAACUGAAAGAAUUCAUUCAGCAGCCAGAGAACAAACUGGUGCUAGUUAAACAGCUGGAUAAUAUCUUGACUGCCAUACAUGAUGUGCUUAACGAAAGUAGCAAAUUGCUUCAAGAGCUGAGACAGGAGGGCGCUUGCUGUCUCGGCCUGCUUUGUGCUUCUCUGAGCUACGAAGCUGAGAAGAUCUUUAAAUGGAUUUUUAGCAAAUUCAGCUCAUCCACUAAAGACGAAGUUAAACUCCUUUAUUUGUGCGCAAUGUACAAAGCGCUGGAGACCGUGGGAGAGAAGAAAGCCUUUUCAUCCAUCAUGCAACUUGUGAUGACUAGCUUGCAAUCUAUCCUGGAGAACGUGGAUACUCCAGAACUGCUGUGUAAAUGUGUCAAGUGCAUCCUUCUCGUGUCCCGAUGUUACCCCCACAUUUUCAGCACCAACUUUCGGGACACUGUUGACAUCCUGGUUGGGUGGCAUAUCGAUCACACUCAGAAACCUUCUUUGACCCAGCAGGUCUCUGGAUGGUUACAGAGCCUGGAGCCUUUUUGGGUAGCUGAUCUCGCAUUUUCUACCACGCUUUUGGGUCAGUUCCUAGAAGAUAUGGAAGCGUAUGCUGAGGAUCUCAGCCACGUGGCGUCUGGCGAAUCCGUCGAUGAAGAUAUACCACCUCCUUCUGUUUCGCUGCCCAAACUGGCGGCACUGCUUCGGGUUUUCAGUACGGUGGUGAGGAGCAUCGGGGAGCGUUUCAGUCCCAUCAGAGGGCCACCAAUUACUGAAGCUUAUGUCACUGAUGUUCUGUACAGAGUCAUGAGGUGCGUGACUGCCGCCAACCAGGUCUUCUUUUCGGAGGCUGUCUUGACCGCUGCCAACGAGUGUGUCAGUGUCUUGCUGGGCAGUUUGGAUCCCAGUAUGAAUGUACACUGUGAAAUGGUCAUCACUUAUGGGCUGGAUCAGCUGGAGAAUUGUCAGGCUUGCGGUACUGAUUAUAUCAUCUCGGUGUUGAACUUAUUAAUGCUGAUUGUUGAACAAAUAAAUACAAAACUUCCAUCGUCGUUUAUAGAGAAGCUAUUUAUACCAGAGUCUAAAUUGCUUGUGCUCCGCUACCACAAGGAAAAAGAGGUUGUUGCGGCGGCGCACGCUGUCUAUCAAGCAGUAUUGAGCCUCAAGAACAUUCCUGUUCUGGAGACAGCCUACAAGCUGAUCCUGGGGGAAAUGGCGUGCGCCUUGAACAGCCUCCUGUGCAGCUUGCAACUUCCGGAAGCUUGUUCCGAAAUCCAGCACGACGCUUUCAAGAGCCACGUGUUUGACGUGGCGAAUGCCAAGUUUGUGGUGAUAUUUGACCUGAGUGCCCUCACCACGAUUGGAAAUGCAAAGAACUCGUUGAUUGGCAUGUGGGCUUUAUCUCCAACGGUGUUUGCGUUGCUGAGCAAAAACCUGAUGAUUGCGCACGGCGACAUUGCGGUUUACUUCCCUGCCGUCCAGUUUGCUGUGCUCUACACACUGUAUUCACAUUGCACUAGGCACGAGCACUUCAUCUCUAGCAGCCUGAGCUCCUCUUCCCCUUCCUUGUUCGACGGGGCUGUCAUCAGCACGGUAACUACGGCCACCAAGAAACAUUUUACGAUCAUACUGAACCUCUUGGGACUCCUGCUUAAGAAGGACAACCUUACACACGAUACCAGGAAACUGCUAAUGACUUGGGCGUUGGAAGUGGCUGUCCUCAUGAAGAAAUCCGAGACGUACGCCCCGUUGUUCUCGCUCCCAUCCUUUCACAAGUUCUGCAAAGGACUUCUAGCAAACACCCUCCUAGAAGAUAUAAACAUUUGCCUUCAGGCAUGCAGCAGCCUUCACGCUUUAUCACCGUCUCUGCCUGAUGACCUGUUGCAGAGAUGUGUCGACGUGUGCCGCGUCCAGCUCUUUCACAGCAGCGCUCGAAUAAGGCAAGCGUUUGGGAAACUGUUGAAAUCUAUUCCUUUGGACGUAGUGUUAAGUAACAACCAUCACACAGAAAUACAAGAGAUCUCUUUGGCGAUCCGGAGUCACAUGAGCAAGGCUCCGAGCAGCACGUUUCACCCGCAGGACUUUUCUGACAUCAUUAGCUUCAUCUUGUACGGGAGCUCUCACAGAACAGGGAAGGAGAGCUGGCUGGAAAGGUUAUUUUACAGCUGCCAAAGGUUAGAUAAACGAGAACAAUCAAGUAUUCCACGCAAUUUGUUGAAAACAGAAGCUGUUCUUUGGCAGUGGGCUGUCUGGGAAGCCGCGCAAUUUACUGUCCUGUCAAAACUGAGGACCCCGCUUGGUAGGGCCCAGGACACUUUCCAAACAAUUGAAGGCAUCAUUCGAAGUCUUGCGGCCCACACUUUGAACCCUGACCAAGAUGUCAGCCAGUGGACUACAGCUGACAACGACGAAGGCCACAGUAGCAACCAGCUGAGACUUGUGUUGCUUCUGCAGUACUUGGAAAACUUGGAGAAGCUGAUGUACAAUGCUUACGAAGGAUGUGCCAAUGCGCUGACUUCUCCGCCCAAGGUCAUCAGAACGUUUUUCUACACUAACCGCCAGACUUGCCAAGAUUGGUUAACUCGAAUUCGACUGUCUAUCAUGCGGGUUGGAUUGUUGGCGGGACAGCCGGCUGUGACCGUCCGGCAUGGUUUCGAUUUACUGACGGAAAUGAAGACCAACAACGUUUCCCAGGGAAAUGAACUGGAAGUGACCAUCAUGAUGGUGGUAGAAGCCCUUUGUGAACUCCAUUGCCCUGAGGCCAUCCAAGGAAUUGCGGUGUGGUCAGCCGCCGUUGUCGGGAGGAGUCUUACCUGGAUCAGUUCUGUGGCUCUGCAAGCGGAAGGACGGUUUGAAAAAGCUGCCGUCGAGUACCAAGAGCACCUGUGUGCCAUGACCGGGGUGGAUUGCUGUGUUACAGGUUUCGAUAAAUCUGUCCUGAAGCUGGCCAAUUCAAACAGCGGUAAUAAUGCUAGCCCCAAGCACUCUCUGAAUGGGGAUUUGCGGAAAACAGUGCUGGCUAAGCCAAGCGACUCUUCCCCCGAAGUCAUCAACUACCUGGGCAACAAGGCCUGCGAGUGCUACGUUUCCAUUGCUGACUGGUCCGCCGUGCAAGAAUGGCAGAACGCCGUCCACGAACUGAAGAAGAACUCGAGCGGCGCCUCGGUCGCCUUAAAAGUCGACUUCAACUACAUCAAAUCUCUAAGCAGCUUUGGCAUUGGAGAGCUUGGAGAAUGUACUGAACAGCUGGAAUUGCUUCCGGGGGAAGACAUCAAUCUACUUAUUGGAGGAGCCAAGGAAAAAAUAGAUAUGAAGAAGCUUCUUCCUAACAUGCUGUCUCCUGAUCCAAGAGAACUCCAGAAAGCUCUUGAGGUUCAGUUACUGAGAAGCUCGGUCUGUCUUGCAACAGCAGUUAACCACAUGGAACAGGAGCAGAAGUGGCAGCCAAUUACGGAGAAUCUUGUCAAGUACCUGAAGCAAACGUCACGGAUUGCUAUUGGACCCUUAAAGCUUGCCACCUUGACAGUGUCUCAGUCUUUGCCGGUACUGAGCACCUUGCAGCUCUACUGUUCGUCUGCUUUGGAAAACACUGUGUCGAAUCGGCUUUCCUCAGAGGAUUGCCUCAUUCCUCUCUUCAAUGAAGCGCUGCGGUCAUGCAAGCAGCACGACGUAAGACCGUGGAUGCAUGCCCUUAGAUAUACAAUGUACCAGAAUCAGUUGCUGGCAAAACUGAAAGAGCAAGCGGUUCCAGUGCGAAGCCAUUUGAUGGAGCUGGACCUGACCGCUGCCAAGUUUGCGCGGAAGCGGGGCAACGUGGCUCUGGCAACCCGCUUGCUGGCUCAGUGCAGUGAAGUUCAGCUUGGGAAGACCACGACGGCCCAAGACUUAGUCCAGCACUUCAAGAAACUCUCUGCCCCCAUUCAGAUGGAUGAGAAAUGGGGCCCUGAACUCGAAAUUGAAAAAACUAAACUGUUGUAUACAGCAGGUCAGUCCACCCACGCCAUGGAGAUGCUGAGCUCCUGCGCCAUCUGCUUCUGCAAGUCUGCCAAAGCGGAAUACGCGGUGGCCAAGUCCAUCCUGACGCUCGCCAAGUGGAUCCAAGCCGAGUGGAAAGAGAUCUCGGGGCAGCUGAAGCAGGUCUACCGGGCACGGCAGCAGCAAAACCUGGCCGGCCUCUCGACGUUAUCCAAAAACAUCUACACUUUGAUUGACCUGCCGUCUGUCAACACCACCGAAGAGGACUAUCCCAGAAUUGAAAGUGAAUCCACAGUGAAUAUCGGUGUUGGAGAACCAGACUUCAUCUUGGGGCAGCUCUACCACCUGUCUUCAGCACAAGCUCCCGAAAUCGCCAAAUCCUGGGCAGCCCUCGCCAGCUGGGCUUACAGAUGGGGCCGAAAGGUCGUUGAUAACGCCAGCCAGGGAGGUGUCUGCCUUCUGCCGAGAGAGAAAUCCGAAGUUCAGAACCUGCUCCCAGAAAACGUUACGGAAGAAGACAGAGAGAAAAUCUAUAGCAUUCUCGGGCAGGCAGUGUGUCGGCCAGCUGGGAUUCAGGAUGAAGACAUGACCCUUCAGAUUGCAGAGAACGAAGACAACGAGGAAGACGACAUGGUGGAUGUGAUCUGGCGCCAGCUGCUGUCGAGUUGCCCCUGGCUUUCGGACCUGGACGAGAAUUCGACCGAGGGGCUGAUCAAAGUGUGGAGGAAAGUGGUGGACCGCAUCUUCAGUCUUUAUAAACUCUCGUGCAGCGCAUAUUUUACUUUCCUGAAGCUCAACGCCGGGCAGGUUCUGCUGGACGAGGACGACCCCAGGCUGCAUCUCAGAAACACUUCUGAGCAGAGCACUGAUGACGUGAUCGUCAUGGCCACCUUGAGGCUGCUGCGGCUGCUCGUGAAGCACGCUGGGGAGCUGAGGCAGUACCUGGAACACGGGCUUGAAACCACCCCCACAGCCCCAUGGCGAGGCAUCAUUCCUCAACUCUUCUCCCGCCUGAACCACCCCGAAGUCUACGUCCGGCAGAGCAUUUGUAACCUCCUUUGCCGAGUAGCGCAAGAUUCUCCGCACCUUAUCUUGUACCCUGCAAUUGUAGGCACCAUAUCGCUCAGCAGCGAGUCCCAGGCUUCAGGGAGCAAAUUCCCUUCCGCGAUCCCGACCUUUUUGGGAAACAUCCAAGGGGACGAACUGCUGGCCGGCGAGUGUGACGGAGGAAGCCCCCCCGCUUCUCAGGAGAGCCUAAAAGAUGAGCCGAAAACGGGCUUGAACGAAGACCAGGCCAUGAUGCAAGACUGCUACAGCAAAAUCGUUGAGAAGCUGUCGACCGCCAAUCCGACAAUGGUGUUGCAGGUCCAGAUGCUCGUGGCCGAGUUGCGCAGAGUCACCGUCCUUUGGGACGAACUGUGGCUGGGCGUCCUACUGCAGCAGCACAUGUACGUCCUGCGGCGGAUCCAGCAGCUGGAAGACGAGGUGAAGAGAGUCCAGAACAACAACACCCUGCGAAAAGAGGAAAAAAUGGCCAUCAUGCGCGAGAAACACACAGCCCUGAUGAAACCCAUUGUCUUUGCCCUGGAGCAUGUGCGGAGCAUCACCGCGGCUCCUGCGGAAACUCCUCAUGAGAAGUGGUUCCAAGACAACUACGGCGAUGCCAUUGAAAACGCUCUGGAGAAACUGAAGAACCCGUCGAACCCGGCUAAGCCGGGGAGCAGCUGGAUCCCUUUUAAAGAGGUCAUGCUCAACCUUCAGCAGAGAGCCCAGAAGCGGGCCAGUUACAUCCUGCGUCUCGAGGAGAUCAGCCCGUGGCUGGCUGCCAUGACCAACACCGAGAUCGCCCUCCCCGGAGAGGUGUCUGCCCGAGACACAGUCACGAUCCACAGCGUGGGGAGCACCAUCACAAUCCUGCCCACGAAAACCAAACCCAAGAAGCUCCUGUUCCUGGGCUCGGAUGGGAAGAACUACCCGUACCUUUUCAAAGGUUUGGAAGACUUGCAUCUCGACGAACGGAUCAUGCAGUUCCUGUCCAUUGUCAACACGAUGUUUGCCACCAUCAAUCGCCAAGAGACGCCCCAUUUCCACGCGAGGCACUACUCGGUGACACCGCUGGGAACCCGAUCGGGCCUGAUUCAGUGGGUUGACGGAGCCACCCCGUUAUUUGGUCUGUAUAAGAGGUGGCAGCAGAGAGAAGCCUCUUUGCAAGCACAGAAGGCUCAAGAUUCCUACCAGACGCCUCAGAAUCCUGGAAUUGUCCCAAGACCCAGUGAACUGUACUACAGUAAAAUAGGGCCCGCAUUGAAAGCCGUUGGACUUAGCUUGGAUGUGUCUCGCCGAGACUGGCCGCUGAAUGUCAUGAAGUCUGUCCUGGAAGAGUUAAUGGAAACCACGCCGCCCAAUCUUCUAGCUAAAGAACUUUGGUCAUCCUGUACUACCCCUGAUGAAUGGUGGAGAGUUACACAGUCUUAUGCAAGGUCCACAGCAGUAAUGUCUAUGGUUGGCUACAUCAUCGGUCUCGGAGACAGACAUCUGGAUAACGUCCUGAUCGAUAUGACCACUGGAGAGGUCGUUCACAUAGAUUAUAACGUUUGCUUUGAAAAAGGGAAAAGCCUUCGCGUCCCAGAGAAAGUUCCGUUUCGGAUGACCCAGAACAUUGAGACGGCGUUUGGGGUGACUGGAGUUGAAGGGGUGUUCAGGCUUUCCUGCGAACAGGUGCUGCACAUUAUGCGACGCGGCCGAGAGACCCUGCUGACGUUGCUGGAGGCUUUUGUUUACGACCCGCUCGUGGACUGGACCGCCGGAGGGGAAGCCGGGUUUGCUGGAGCCGUGUACGGCGGAGGGGGGCAGCAGGCUGAGAACAAGCAGAGCAAGAGAGAGAUGGAAAGAGACAUCACGCGCAGCCUCUUCUCUUCCAGGGUAGCCGAAAUCAAGGUCAACUGGUUUAAGAACAGAGAUGAAAUGCUGUCUGUCCUUCCGAAGCUGGAUGGCAGCUUGGGAGAAUAUUUGAACCUGCAAGAGCAAUUAACAGAGGUUGAAAAACUGCAAGGCAAACUCUCGGAAGAAAUUGACUACCUGGAGGGAGCAGAAGGGGUGGAUCACCUGUCUCACACGCUGCAGCACAGGUAUUCUGAACACACUCAGCUGCAGACUCAGCAAAGAGCCGUGCAGGAAGCCAUCCAGGUGAAGCUGAACGAAUUUGAGCAGUGGACCUCUCACUACCAAGCGGCGUUCAACAACCUGGAAGCGACGCAGCUUGCCAGUCUCCUCCAGGAAAUCAGCACCCAAAUGGACCUCGGCCCACCGAGCUACGUGCCUGCAACCGCCUUCCUCCAGAAUGCCGGCCAAGCGCACUUGAUCAGUCAGUGUGAGCAGCUAGAGGGAGAAGUCGGGGCUUUUCUUCAGCAGAGGCGCUCUGUGCUGCGCGGGUGCCUCGAGCAGCUGCACAACUACGCAACGGUCGCUCUCCAGUACCCCAAGACGGUGUUUCAGAAGCACCGUGUGGAGCAGUGGAAGACCUGGAUGGAGGAACUCAUUGUUAACAUGACGAUUGAAUGCAGUCAGGAUCUUUACAGGAAGUAUGAAAUUCAGUACGCUCCUCAGCCCCCACCGGCCGUCGCCCAGUUUAUCACCACGACCGAAAUGACACUGCAGCGGUAUGCCGCUGACAUAAACACCAGACUGAUCAGGCAGGUGGAGCGCUUGAAGCAAGAGGCGGUCACGGUUCCCGUCUGCGAGGAGCAGCUGAAAGAAAUCGAGCGCUGCAUUAAGGUCUUUCUCCAUGAAAAUGGAGACGAGGGCUCUCUGAGCUUAGCGAGCGUCAUCCUUACUGCUCUGUGUACUCUUACCAGGCGUAAUCUCAUGAUGGAAGGCGCAGCGUCGAGUGCUGGGGAACAGCUGGUGGAUCUGACUUCCAGGGACGGAGCCUGGUUCCUGGAGGAGCUGUGCAGCAUGAGCGGGAACGUGACGUGCCUGGUGCAGCUGCUGAAACAGUGCCACCUGGUCCCCCAGGACUUAGAUAUCCCCAAUCCCGUCGAAGCGUCGGAAGCCAUUCACCUGGCAAACGGAGUUUACAUCUCUCUUCAGGAGUUGAAUUCCAAUUUCCGCCAGAUCAUCUUCCCCGAGGCUCUGCGGUGCUUAAUGAAGGGCGAGCACACCUUGGAGAGCAUGCUGAACGAACUGGACGGCCUCAUUGAGCAAACGACCGACGUCCCUUUGCAAACGCUGGUGGAGUCUCUUCAGGCAUACUUGAGAAACGCGGCCAUGGGGCUCGAAGAAGAAACCCACGCUCAUUACAUUGAUGUGGCGAGGAUGCUUCACGCCCAGUACGGUGAACUGAUUCAGCCGAGGAACGGCUCGGUGGAUGAAACCCCCAAAAUGUCAGCGGGGCAGAUGCUGUUGGUAGCCUUCGACGGGAUGUUUGCCCAAGUGGAGACCGCGUUUGGGCUGUUGGUUGAAAAGCUCAACAAGAUGGAAAUCCCCGUGGCCUGGCGCAAGGUCGACAUUAUCAGGGAAGCCCGCAGCACGCAGGCCAACUUUUUCGACGACGACAACAAUCGGCAGGUCUUGGAAGAGAUUUUCUUCUUGAAACGGUUGCAGACGAUUAAGGAAUUUUUCAGGCUUUGCAGUACUUUUUCCCGGACGCUUUCAGAGCAAGGGAAACGCAUUGUAGAGACCAUUAUUAAAUGCUACUAA
This is a messenger RNA of Sphaerodactylus townsendi, 9463 nucleotides long. RefSeq names its product SMG1 nonsense mediated mRNA decay associated PI3K related kinase (gene SMG1). Gene Ontology annotation, biological process: nuclear-transcribed mRNA catabolic process, nonsense-mediated decay; phosphorylation. Bases 281 to 9463 code for a protein of 3060 amino acids. Gene Ontology annotation, cellular component: nucleus. Gene Ontology annotation, molecular function: protein serine/threonine kinase activity. The transcript has 54 exons. Lineage: Eukaryota; Metazoa; Chordata; Lepidosauria; Squamata; Sphaerodactylidae. The record is from RefSeq and is a predicted model, not a curated record.